CUCCCGAUGAUGAAUCCACAAGGCCAUUCCUAACCUGAUUUCGAACCUCCUCCGACGAUACCUUCGAGUCCUCGGUUACCUCCAAACUGAAUCGAUGGUCCAUGGGCCGAACUUUACGAUCCGGUGCCGUCAGACUCAUCGUACCGAUAACAACGACCAUGAGUUGCUUUAAAGGUGGAGACUUUGAUGCUGAACCUGAUUGUCAAUGAUGUUUAUCCGCACAACUUUGGUCAUCGUCCCCAUCAGUGUCUGGACUUUCUGGAGAUGCGGCAACUGCACCUGCCCAAGUCUACGUGGGAAUGGGUUUGCUCGCUGGCUCCACCGUUACUUACGUCCUGUGUCAUUAGCUAUUUGACUGCACUUUGAUUGGAGUAGUGUGAUGAAUGAAGAAGAUAAUAGAGAAAAACAGGAACAACCAUUCUCAUUGGAAGUGGUGACAUGGCUACAAGUAAAGGGGAGCUCUUGAGAGCUACUGCUGUGGAAGAGGAUACUUCUUCGCUUCCUCUACCGACGCUGCUUAAACCAGAGCUCAAGCAUGGAAAGAAACCUCUUUUCGAUCUCAUGGAGGCUAUUAGAGAGAUAAAGAGUGAGUGAGGAGAGGACGAUCUGGACUCAUCAUAUAUUCAUGAGAAAAACACUUUUCUAAUUAGAUGAGCUUUCCUGUGAGGAUGCUUUGAGGGAGAACGUUGGUGCAUUUAUGAACGCCUUAUUGCUAGCAAAAGCCUGCCGGAUUGAAAAAGAAUUUGGCGAUGAUGGACAGGAAGUGGUGUUCUCUGACGUUUCUGACAAGUAUUUGCCUGAUAUUAUUUCUCCUUGGCUCUUAUGCUGCUUACGAGCAUUUUCGUCGUGUUGAUGCUCGAGAAGACAACGAAAAACAUUAUGUGACACUGCAAGUAGAAGCUUCCAACGCCACAGGACGACCCAUUCCUGAAACCCUUUUUGGGAUCUUCUUUGAGGAAAUCAAUCAUGCUGGAGCAGGUGGACUGUGGGCUGAACUUGUUAGCAACAGAGGAUUUGAAGCUGGUGGACAAAUCAUUCCUUCCAGUAUCUGGCCUUGGUCCAUUAUUGGAGAUGAAUCAACCAUAUCUGUAGUUACAGACCGCUCUUCAUGUUUUGAGCGCAACAAAAUUGCACUUAGAAUGGAAGUGCUUUGUAACAGCAGUGGUUGUCCAUCAGAAGGAGUCGGGGUUUAUAACCCGGGUUACUGGGGCAUGAACAUUGAAAAAGGAAAGAAAUACAAAGUGACCCUGUAUGUGCGUUCCACUGGGGACAUCGAUGUGUCUGUGUCUUUGACAAGCUCGAAUGGAUCACUAACUCUUGCAUCAGAGCAGAUUAUAGCUUUGGCUUCUGAGGUUUCAAAAUGGACAAAGAAGGAAAUGCUUUUGGAGGCAAAUGGAACAGAUGAUGGCGCAAGGCUUCAAUUGACAACUACCAAAAAUGGUUCAAUCUGGUUUGAUCAAGUCUCAGCCAUGCCUGUGGAUACUUAUAAGGGACAUGGUUUUAGGAAUGAUCUUUUCCAAAUGAUGGUUGAUCUCAAACCUCGUUUCAUCCGUUUCCCUGGUGGUUGUUAUGUGGAGGGUGAUUCGUUAAGCAACGCAUUCCAGUGGAAAAAAACCGUGGGAGCUUGGGAAGAGAGGCCUGGCCACUUUGGUGAUGUUUGGAACUACUGGACAGAUGAUGGUCUUGGCCACUUUGAGUUCUUCCAACUGGCUGAAGAUCUCGGUGCAGCUCCAAUAUGGGUGUUUAACAGUGGAAUCAGUCAUCAUGAUCAAGUUGAAACCGCACGUAUCAUGCCGUUUGUUCAAGAAGCGCUAGAUGGUAUUGAGUUUGCUCGUGGUGAUGCUAAUUCAACAUGGGGAUCAGUUCGAGCUGCAAUGGGACAUCCAAAGCCUUUUGGCCUUAAAUAUGUUGCUGUUGGGAAUGAAGAUUGUGGGAAAAAAUACUACAAAGGAAACUACCUUGAGUUCUAUAACGCUAUCAAGAAAGCCUAUCCAGACAUCAAAAUCAUCUCCAACUGCGAUGGAUCGUCUCAACCACUCGAUCACCCUGCUGAUUACUAUGAUUAUCACGUUUAUACUCUUGCCAAGGAGUUGUUUUCCAUGUCCCAUAUGUUUGACAAAACGUCGCGUGAUGGUCCAAAGGCUUUUGUUAGUGAAUACGCUGUGAACAUAACAGAUGCUAAUACUGGAAACCUUCUAGCUGCUCUUGGUGAAGCAGGUUUCCUCCUUGGUUUGGAAAAGAACAGUGAUGUUGUAGGAAUGGUAAGCUAUGCACCUCUCUUCGUUAACACAAACGACAGAAGGUGGUUGCCAGAUGCUAUAGUUUUCAACUCGUCUCAUUUGUAUGGAACACCAAGCUAUUGGGUCCAACAGUUCUUCACAGAGUCAAGUGGAGCAACUCUUCUCAGCUCUACUAUGGAGGGAAACUCUUCUUAUGUUGAAGCAUCUGCCAUAUCCUUCCAAAGCAAUGGCUCUGAUUACAUACAGAUUAAGGCUGUUAACUUUGCAAACGUGACAGUAGAGCUGAAGGUAAAGAUGACUGGAUUGGACUCGAGCAACACGAAAGCUUCUGCAAAAAAGAAGAAAGUACUUACAUCUGCCAGUGUGAUGGAUGAGAACUCCUUCUCCAACCCAGAGAUGAUUAAGCCACAAGAAAGCAUAGGGGUGAUGUCGGAGGGGAACUUCACGUUUGUUCUCCCUCCCUACUCCUUUUCGUCAUUCGAUAUUUAGUGUCACUAGACGUUGUAGACUCUAAGUUUUAUACAACAAUGAGUGCGUGAAUGAUAUGAUUACAUAUCAAUAAUAUGACGUUACAUUCUAUUUGA
Brassica rapa (field mustard) is the source of this 2824-nucleotide messenger RNA. RefSeq names its product alpha-L-arabinofuranosidase 2. Gene Ontology annotation, molecular function: alpha-L-arabinofuranosidase activity. The record is from RefSeq and is a predicted model, not a curated record. NCBI's taxonomy places the organism in Eukaryota, Viridiplantae, Streptophyta, Magnoliopsida, Brassicales, Brassicaceae. Gene Ontology annotation, biological process: L-arabinose metabolic process.